Molecule: messenger RNA, 420 nt
Organism: Aspergillus oryzae RIB40
Lineage: Eukaryota; Fungi; Ascomycota; Eurotiomycetes; Eurotiales; Aspergillaceae
Exons: 2
Coding region: 1-420 (139 amino acids)
Source: RefSeq, a predicted model, not a curated record
AUGAAAAUAGACCUUCUCAAUCUUCGUUGUAAGGCGGUCCAAGCCAUCAACGAUGCCUUGAAGUAUCAACCACCGGACCGCGUCAAUGAUGCACUGAUAGGUGCGAUAGCGAAGAUGGGAAGUUAUGAAGCGAUGUACGGGGACAUGGCGAGUUAUAGCGUGCACAUGAGAGGACUCACCCGGGCGGUUGGGAUGCGAGGCGGUUUAUCAAUGCUUGGUCUGAAUGGAUUACUCCGCCGGAUAGUGGUCUGGAUCGACCGCAACGCUGCCUUCCUGCACGGAUCGGCGCUCUAUUAUCCUGGCGCUACCUUUGCACCGGCGUGGGAUCAGGAGUUAAUAGGAAGUUCUCUUUUUUUCAUCCUGCCACCUGUCUUUUUUCAUUCCCCUGUUGACGACCGCAACGUGGCUCUCACGUCGUGA